Pseudogymnoascus verrucosus is the source of this 2316-nucleotide messenger RNA. RefSeq names its product Transcriptional regulator (gene NGG1). Gene Ontology annotation, cellular component: SAGA complex. The transcript has 2 exons. Gene Ontology annotation, molecular function: transcription coactivator activity. The coding region runs from base 156 to 2171 and encodes 671 amino acids. Lineage: Eukaryota; Fungi; Ascomycota; Leotiomycetes; Thelebolales; Thelebolaceae. The record is from RefSeq and is a predicted model, not a curated record. Gene Ontology annotation, biological process: regulation of transcription by RNA polymerase II.
CCCCCAUUCUCCGAAUCUCCUCAAAUCCAAUGGCCAUUAUAGCAACAUACUAUAACUCGUAAAGCUGAAUUGCAUCGUAUUGCCGUAUCCUGGAUAUACGGACAUAGUCCAGGGCCGCCGCCUCCUCGCCGGAGCUCUACCCCGCCGCCGCCAGAAUGCCGCCACAUCCACCGGCCCAGAAGGGCACUGGGAAACGCUCAGGGGGACACCGAGGAGAAUCUCGAAGAUCUCGCAGCCGUAACACCACGCCGAGCUCUGCGGGUGCCCCAGGCAUCCUUGCGGGUACCGAGAGUGAAUCCAGAUAUCUUGAGCUCACAAUGAUUCCAUUCCCACAAGCCUCAUACGACGACAUCGUCGACCCCCAGAUUGGCUCGUCGAUUCCGGACUCGAAAGCCAUCGACACAAUAAUAGACUCAAUCAAUCGUCUUCUUGAUGUUGCAGAAGCAAGAGGAAAAGUUUGUGACCGUGGAAUGAGGUUACUUUCGGCUCAACGCAAAGAUCAAGUCGAAACCGAGCGCAGAGAACAAGAACGUGUAGACCGAGAAGCCGCAGACGAAGCUGCAGAACGCGGACGUCAAGCCAGCAAGAUGAGAAAGAAGAAGGAUUCGAGCAAGGCGAAGGAGGAUAGACCAUUGACUCAUGGUGCCCAUGUUCUUGCGCCUCAGGAUGGUUCAAAGAUUGAGGGUGCUCCAUCUGUAUCGCCGGGAAGAGCUUCUCAUAAGCCAGGUCGUGGUCGGUCGCGGGGUGUGUCGCGUGAAGCCUCCGCUAGUUCUUCUUUGUCCCCGGUCGAGCAAACGACACCACCACCCACAGGCGCAGCUGCUAAGAAAAAAGCGUCUGUUCCUACCAUCCAGGUUGACGAAGACUCCAGCAGUGAAGACGAGCACCAACCACCUCCAGCUCCCGCAGUUCCACACAUCAUGACCUUUGGUGACGAUCCCUGGAGCUAUCCUGACCCAACUGAAUACGAAAUCCGCAAAGUAACUCCAGACAUGCCUGAAGAGGAGAUCAAGAAGAUCUAUUCCGUUGCGGAAUAUCCACACGAUGACUUGCACGAUCUGAUUCCUGGCACCCCCCCCGACAAGGACUUCAGCAACGCCAAGCCAGUGAACCAGGUUCAAGCCACUACCUUUGCAACCCACAUGGAGGGGUAUUUACGUCCUUUCACCGAAGAGGAUCUUGCGUUCCUCCGCGACCGUGGUGAUAGGGUCAAUGAUUUCAUCAUCCCACCUCGUGGCAAGAAGCACUACACUGAGAUCUGGGCUGAAGAAGAUGGCCUGGCUGACCCGCGUCAAAACCGUGACAAGCUUCCUGCCAACGAGCCACGCGGUUCCAUUGAAGACCUUGAUGAGGCCACCGCUGAGACAGACGAGAUCUCUGUUGGCCCAGUCCUUGGACGCCUUUUGUCACUCCUCCGUCCAGAGAACAGAGCCCCACCUUCCGAGCAGAGCGCUGCCGCGAACGGAAAUGUCGACUCCAACGCCGACCUCGACAGCUCCCUUGGCCUUGACCCCAUGCCACUCGAUCCACCAGCUGCGCCACUCCCCCCAGCAACCUACAUGACCGAAUCAACCACUGAGGGCUGGAAGAAGGCGAACCACCCAAAGUUGGACCACGUGCAAGUCGACGAGCGCGUCAAGCAGGAGCUCCGCUACAUUGGCCUCAUGCCUGAGAGUGCCGAUCCUCAGUACGACAACGGCGAGGACGAUGAGGUGUCCGCACGCCUGCGUCUCCUCACCGCCAUGCUCAAGGAGAAAGUCAUCGAGAACAACGCGCGGAAGGCGAUCUUGAUGGAAAAGGUCAAGGAACGCAUGGCUCACCAGGAGUACUCCACCAUCCUCGAGGAUCUCGACAGCCAGGUCCAAGCAUCCUUCUCUAAGCGCACCCGCACCAUGGGCAAGAAGACCAAGGCCAAGCGACCAGGCGGCGCUGGAGGUGGGAGUCACGUGGCUUCUCAGGGCAUGGCUAGGCCGGGCAUUGGGGAUGCUACGAAGACGCUCAUGGAGAGACGCAAGAAGUGGAUUGAGAACAUCGGUCCUGUCUUUGAGGGCGACACUGGUAGGGUUCCUCGCGCCGCCGAUGAGGGCAGCAGCAUCUUCACUGAUGAGGCCAUGGUCGAGUACAUGAAGCGUGAGAGGGAGAACUGGGAUGAAGAGGUCGAUGAUGAGUAAUGAUGCAUUUUCAAUGGGAGUUUAGGCGCUAUAGAUACCAGUCUGGUUCUGCCUGAACACACGAGCAUAUGAGCAUAUGGGUACUUUGUUGAUGAGGAUAUCCUACAUUCAACGCCUUCAUAGUAAGAGUCAGAAUAAGAAGGAC